Molecule: messenger RNA, 9904 nt
Organism: Paramuricea clavata
Lineage: Eukaryota; Metazoa; Cnidaria; Anthozoa; Malacalcyonacea; Plexauridae
Source: the annotation of a GenBank genome assembly
CUCCAUCCAGCAAUUUGAGAUCAGUAAUUGUAAAGCGGAAGCGGAAGUCAAAAAGCGGAAGUUCAUGUGAAUCUUAUAAUUCGAAACUUGAUUACAAAUUCACAAUUUUAUAAACAGCUGACAGCUGUGAUAUUAAUAUGAUAUCAAGUGCUGGAUAUCAAGUUUCAGCUACGGAAAUAGCUGUUUUUGGUGUUUCCCAAAGCGGCGAUGAAUAUAAAUAAACACGGCAAGUGGCGGAGUGUUUUUGCGGUGGAAAGACCAAAGAUUCGCACGCUGAGCAAAGAAUAAAAUUUAAUAUGUAAGAGCAAAUACGAAGGUGCAAGCUUGCAGUUUGGUUUCGACUUGAAUAUUCAACACAGACUAAAAAUGGGGAACAUAAUUCCCCUCGAAAGCCGCAAACGUCAAGAGAUCGAAGGUGAGAGGUUGAUAUUUUACAUAUUUUUAUCCCAUUGUGCUAGAUUACGCGUAUUUAUAAAAUAUUCGCAAAUUGUUCUGUGUGUGUGUGAAAAUAACCGUUUAUGUUCUAUUGUUCAUAUAAUUUAUUCAGUAAACUUUUAAUACAGUACAAGUACAGAGAAUGAUAGUAGCAAUUUGGUAUAUGUUUUGCCUUGGCUUGUCCGGGGGAAAACUCAUUCGAGUUCGAAAUCCAAAUUUUGGAAUUACAUAAUAAAACCUUUCCAUUUUCAACGGGACAAGUAAAAUUACUUCCCAUGUUUCAGUACUGUAUAAAUUAAUUUUUGUACACCAUAUAAAAGUAUCUUGGUCGAAAACAUUUUAAAAUAUGCAUGUUAUUCUGAAAUUGGGUAUACAAAGUAUUGAGUUACCAAACUAUUGUUCAGACUUGAACUUGUUUAUAUAAUAAACUUGCAUUUUCUAAAUAUCAUAUGGCACAUUAUAUAUUAGAAAUGGCAAACUUCUAGUCUGAAAAUGUAAGGAAAAAUGUUAACAUAGGCUAAUUAAAAGUUCUGCCUUGUUGGUAAAGUGAAAAUUGUGCUUUCUUGGUUUUACAAUAAAAUUAGUGUUUUAAUGUAUCGCAAACAUGUGGGUCCAAUGUAGAUAGUUCAAAGCAAUUAUGAUGGUCGAAACUUAGAAUUGCCUAGAAACAAUUAAAAACACUUUCAGUUCUCUAGUGAAGCCGGGAGGAUAGUUUUUUCAAAGCAGGAAGGGCCGUCACUGGAAAUGACGAAAUGUUUUCAAGUGAUUUCCGCAUCAAGUGUCAGAUAAGGUAGCUUGAACAAUAGUUUAUAAUUGACCUUCACUGCUGGGUGCCAGUCGAUAUUGACGUACACCAUGUAUGCCUAUUGUCCCUACAGAGAUGUUGUUUGCCAAAUGUUGUAUGCAUGCAUGAACAGCACAUGCUUCAAGCAUAUGCAAAAGUGCUGACUUGCUUAAUUCCUGGUUCUGUGGAAAAAAUACCUGGGUUUCAUAUUUCUUGUUGCAAAAAUUUUCACUUCUUGGUAUUUUUUUAAAACUUAAAACUUUUUGGUAAUAUUUUUUAUAAAUGCUCAUCACUUUACCCAUUAAGUUGCAUCGCAACCUGAUACGCUCUACUUUAUUAUAUUACUCCCUCUAACACCAGAUGAUUUACUUGUCAAUUUGGGCAGACUGUUGGUGCUCAAUGGGUUAAUAUUAUAUCUGCUUUAAAACAAACAGGUUCUACUUUUUAUUUCGCUAGCACAAAUCAUUAAAUUGCAUGGCAUAAUACAUACUUACAUUUUGCCGGUACCAUAUGACCUUACCAAGCCCUGAAGGUAUUCUAAAGUCAAAUGAAAAGUUAAUGAAAAGUCAAAACAUUUUAGAUGUUUAUAAGAAAUCAUACAUAAAAGUCGGUAUAUGGGUAUGCAGUCUGACAUGUCUUGAAAUGCAGAAUUAUUGGACUGAUGGGACUAUAAGCCGGAAUGUACGUUGGAGUUAAUUCUAGUGUUUGUGCAAUUUUGCAUGCCAUCGUCCUUCCCAUUCGAACUCGUAGUUUCAGAUUACUGAAUGAAAUACCUUUCAGAAACCUGUACUUUAUGUAUUUCCAGGGCUGCAAAUUACUGUCGGACAUUGGACAAUGUCCAACUAAAUUUGGCAAAUGGCCGAGCAAAAGUAAUUUUGAUCGGACAUUGGUCUGAUCACGAAAAAAAUUGUCACAUUAUACAUUUUUUUGCUGUGACAAAAUCCGAUUGCAAUCCGUUGCGCCGGAAUGGCUAUACAUACUUGUCUCGUGACUGACAUAUAUCUUGUAACGUAUAUAUGUCCGACCAAAUUUAUAGUGGUGUUGGUUUUUGUCCGACUAAAUUCAAGUUAUGACCGACCAAAAUUCAAAGUGAUCAGACAAAUGUCCUGUCAAGUCAAAUAUUUAUUUGCAGCCCUGUGUUUCAUUUUAAAGACUAAAGUACACCUUGAACCUUAAAUUUGCAUUAGCCCAAGUAUGAGGCAAUAAUCACUGGGGUACCGGCCAAGCAGAUAAGACUAAAUAUCUGCAUGCAGGUAAAAAAAAAACCAGGGUAGCUUUAUUGUCAAAACUUCAGAUAAAAAGAUUGGGAUAAAAGAUUUUAGACUUACAGACAAUAGGGAGGGUCAUUUUUUUGCCUAUACUAGUUAGGUUAGAUUCUAACAAGAGGUCAGACAAAGCUGUAGGUAAUUAAUUGAUUUGUGUGCACUUGUGCAAAUUCAGGAAGUUUUUAUUUUAUUAGAUUGCACAAAUAUCACCUUACUUUAAAAAUACCAUCAGCUAUUAAGUUCAAAGUACAAGAACCCUGGAGUCUAAGGCACAGCAUGUACCAUCAUUUAAUUAAUUAAGCACGAGUUUACAUACACAGUCAAGCAUUCAAAUCUAAUGCAAUCAUGCUGGGCUCUGCAGACAGCAACCAUUUAUUACUAAGCAAAUUAGGCAUCUGACAAUAACAAAGGAAUAAUAAGAGUUGUCACUCCGGAAUAAGAAAAACAAUUUUUUUUGAGAUAUACUGCAUAUGGUAACUCAAUAAUGGCAAUUUUGUUGAUUUAAUGAAAAUAACAAGCUGCCUAAAAAUAGCCAAUUUUUGGUGAAAUGUUUUCUUAACACCCACAUGACCAUACCAUGUAUUUUUCCCAAAUUGUGACCAAUAACAAACCAAGGAAUAAUAAGAGUUGUCACUCAGAAAAAAGAAAAACAUUUUUUUUGAGAUAUACUGCAUAAUAUGGUACCUCAAUAAUGGCAAUUUUGUUGAUUUAAUGAAAAUAACAAGCUGCCUAAAAAUAGCCAAUUUUUGGUGAAAUGUUUUCUUAACACCCACAUGACUUAAUGGAAUAAUGCCAUGUAUUUUUCCCAAAUUGUGACCAAUUACACAAACAAUUUUAAUUUAAGUGAAAAUUAGGCAAUUAUUGCAGAUCGACCUAGCUUGCAUGCGUGUCCACAGCACUUUGAUCACGGCUUCUAGCUCUUAAUUAAGUUGCCUCUGGAACUGAUGAUUUAUAAUGUCUUUAGUCAAUGGACCAUUCCCCAAUUAACCAAAAUUUUGAACUCAACAAGUCUAGACAAACAUUUCAUCACAGCUUGAAAGAGCAUCACAAAGUUAGUAAUAUUCCCAAUUUUCUUUGCAAAAUGUUGUAAAAUGCGGAUAAUAUAGCCUUGCGAAAUUUGCAAUUUUCAGUCAUUUUACAUUACAAACGGGAAAUGGUUACCACUUCUGUGCGUAAUACAAAAUGACUGAAAAUUACAAACUUCGUAAGGCUAUAUUAUCCGCAUUUUACAACAUUUUGCAACGAAACUUUGGAAUAUUACUAAUUUUGUGAUGCUCUUUCAUGCUAUGAUGGAAUUUUGUCUAGACUUGUUGAGAUCAAAAUUUUGGUUAAUUGGGGAAUGGUCCAUUGGCUGUUUUAUCUGCUAAUGAUCUGUUGAACCUGUCCAGAUGGACACCUCUCUCUAGGGUAUCGAUCUGCAGUCGGCAUAGUACAAAACAUGGACUGGACCCAAAAUUGGACUCCAAAUUGGACCCACAAUUAAUUGGACUCAAAAUUUUAGCCAAAAUUUUGCCCAAAAAUCCAUUAUUUUUUCGGAGAGAAACAACCCUCAGACUGAUAUCGUGCUUAAUUGAUUUAAUUUGUAUAGGCAAAUAACUUCACGUUCCAUCACUUUUCCUUGACCUAUCUAGCUAUUUGUCUUCCAAAAUUCUAUAUAUAUAAUAUUCUAUUUUCUAAACGUUAUCUAGGGUAUGUCGUAAUUCGUAAAUAAUAAACCGCUUUGUGAAAUAUCUUUGCGCAAUGGUCACAAAUACAUCACAUCGAUAUAAAUCAUUCCAUCAAUGAUGUUAACAUCAAUAUAUAGUUAUAUUUUAAUUAUAUACAUUUUGCGUCUGUAUUAUUAAUACACCCUCUAUAUAUUCCGGCAUAUAUAUCCUCUAACGAGUAACGAGUUCGCAAAGUUUGUUUUGUCCAUAUAUUCUAAUAUUUAUCGCAACUAGCUAUAUGUGGGCUUAUCAUUAUGCAUUAAUUUAUUCUAUUUUAUUAUCAUAAAAUAGAAUAUAGAAUUUUGGAAGACAAAUAGCUAGAUAGGUCAACGAAAAAUGAUGGAACGUGAAGUUUUUUGCCUAUACAAAUUAAAUCAAAGCACGAUAUUCUGAGGGCUGUUUCUCUCCGAAUAAAUAAUGGUUUUUUUGGGCAAAAUUUUGGCUAAAAUUUUGAGUCCAAUUUUGGGUCCAAUUUUGAGUCCAAUUUUGGGUCCAGUCCAUGGGUCCAGUCCAUGUUUUGUACUACACCAUCUGCAGUCAGUCUGACGGUUAAUUUAUCGAUCAUCACUCCCUUUCGAAAAAAUUCUAAUAGGAAUUUCUAUUGAAAAAUGACCAUGAUGGAUGCUUCUAGCUAUAGACUAAAUUUUGAUCUAGGCACGAAGAACAAAGAGUGGCCGCGAAAUGUUGUAAAAUGCGGAAAAUAUAGCCCUGCGAAAUUUGCAAAUUUUAUAUUAAUUUGUAUUACGCGCAGGAAAAUGCACCACAUUUGGGCCGAAAAAUUUCGCAGGGCUAUAUUUUCCGCAUUUUACAGCAUUUCGCAACCAAACUUUGCAAUUUUACUAAUUUUAACAUGCUCUUUCUAGCUAUGGUGAUGGAUUUUGUUCUUGCCGAGAUCAAAAUUUAGUCUGCAGCUGGAAUCGCCCAUUUCAAAUGGAAUUUUAACAGAAAUUUAAACUUUAAUAAACCUUUCUUAUAAUGACGUCAAACGCGGAACACCAAUUUAUGCAUUGUCCCACAGGUCAAUGCAAGUCUUGGCAAGCCAAUACAUUUCAUAAAAAAAACAUCAUUUGCAUUGUCACUUGGCCGGACAUCGCAUUAAGAGUUUUUCCGCGUUUGACGUCAUGAUAAGAAGGUCUAUUCACUAUUGAGUAUUGGAAUCCAAUGAACUUCGGACAGAAAGAAUCAUUCCAAUAGACCUUUCUUAAAAUGACGUCAAACGCAGAAAACUAAUUUAUGCGGAAAACCAAUAAAUUUCAUAAAAACAGCAUUUGCAUUGCGAAUUGUCGCAAUUGUCCCUUGUGGCAUCGCAUUAAGUUUUUUUCCGCGUUUGACGUCAUUAUAAGAAUGUCUAAUGGAAUUGGCCCAAAUUCCAAUUCGAAUUACGAUCCCAAUUGGAAUACCAAUUGGAUUUUUGCGUGGAUCCCCUCAGUCUUUCACAUUUCAUAGCAAAUGCAAGAUCUUUCACAGCAGGCCUUAAAGUAUCGGUCGAUCAUGUCAUUGUCUGACCCAUUCAUGAAAUUGUCCGACGUAGAGAGGAAACCACUGGACAUUCUGUCCUACCUAAGUGAAACUGAGGUUUAUUGUUUGUCCGACCCGAAAUCCCGAAUGAAUAGACCUUAGGCAUAAUGACGUCACAAGGCUUUAUACCCGCGAGGAAUGCUAGUCAUCGCCCGGGAAAAUUAAACAGUUGAAAAUGGCCACUAUCGAUAUUUUCGCGGGCGAUGACUGCUAAGACCAGCAUUCCUCGCGGACAUCCUUGUGACGUCAUUAUGCAUAAGGUCUGUUGGUGCAGUCUGACCUAAUUGUAAAUCAAUCAAUUUACAUGUACCCUAGUCCAAGACUAGAGGUUAUUAUGUUAAAAGGAGAAUCAGAGUAAUGCAGAAAAAGUGAACUGGAAAUGUGUAAUCAGGUGCGGGGUUUUCACCGUGUGGUUCUGAAAUUUCAUUCAUUACCAAGAUUCAAUUCAAAUGACUUUUCCAAAUUGUGCUGAUAUUAAUUUGUGUCUGCAUUCAUCAGGGCUCGAAAUAGCGGGCUGCCAAUGGCCAAAAGCAGGCCAUAUUUUAGAAAUGGCAGGCAAAACAAAUUUGAACUGCCAGUUAGUCAAAAAGAAAUGGCAGGUGAAAUUCUAUAGAUAUAUUUCAUUUCAUUUGUUUACCACAACUCAUAUAUACUAGAUCAUUUAGUUGACUAAAUACGUUUAUAUUUGAAAUGUAAACGAAGUUUACUGUAGUAUAAAAAUAGACAAGUUUAAAAACAAUAAAAUUGCAUAUCAUGAAAACAUUGAUUUUUACAAUAUGACUCAUAUGAGACAUCGCCAUUUUGGCAGUUCAAUGAGUAAAAAUGGCAGGCUAAAAUUAAUUUCACCUGCCAAAAAAUUUUAGACCGUGGCAGGCCAUAUUUUUUCUCUACUUCGAGCCCUGGCAUUCAUGCAUAUUUCCAAGCCAAACUGAACUCAAAGUCAUCAGACAUCACAAUACAUAUAUGUCCGACCCAAACUCAAAGUCAUCGAAAAUUUUUUCAGACGGUUCUCUGACUGACAUUUUAAGGCUUGCACAGCCCUUAGCAAAUGCAAGAUCUAAUCACUGUUAUUUCAUUAAUGUGAUAGAUUUGGCCAAUUCCAUGUUAGAGACAUUCGCCAGUGAAUACCGAACAGUGUAUGGUUGUCAAGUGUUUACAUCUCAUGAAGAAAGUGACGAAUAUAUGUUUCCAUUCGCACUCAAAUUUUCUCCAGUAAGUUGGAUAUAAUUACGUUUUUGCAAUAUAAAUUUCAUUUAAGGUUACAGAACAACCUAGAUCGUCCAAAAAAAUCGAUUUGGGAAGUUUUUUAAUCAAAUUUAAGUAAGUUACAUUGUUUUGUGUAACAACGUAGGAUUACACCACUGUGCAUAGUGUAUACUAUACUGAUAUCUUGUUAUUAAAAAUGCUGACAGCUUGCAAUUUGUUAAUUAACCUAUAUGUUACAGUGGGAAAGACUAGAUUAUCCUAUCAAGAAAGGCUACCUCACAAAACAGGGUGUUAUAAGAAAAACCUGGAGAAGAAGAUUUUUUGUUGUCCAACCGAACUACUUGAUUGAUUACUAUGAAAAUGAAGAGGUAUAGAGCUGAUUGGCAUUCACUUAAAAGACCUUAAAACAUAAUUUAUGUAAUGGAAUUAUGUAACGAAAUUUUGAUCUAGGCAAAAAGAACGACAUCCAACACCACACCUAGAAAGAGCAUCUUAAAAUGAGUAAAAUUGAAAAGUUUGGUUGCGAAGUGUUAUAAAAUGAAGAGAAUAUAGCCCUGUGAAGUUCGCAAAUUUUGUAUGUAUUUGCAUUACGCGCGGGAAAAAUAACCAUUCUUGAGCGGAAAGUGGUUAUUUUCCCGCGCGUAAUACAAAUAUAUACAAAAUUUGUGAACUUCACAGGGCUAUAUUUUCUUCAUUUUACAACAUUUCGCAACCAAACUUUGCAAUUUUACUCAUUUUAAGAUGCUCUUUCUAGCUCAUUUUAAGAUGCUCUUUCGGGAUUUGGUUGUUCUUGUCUAGAUCAAAAUUUCCAUAGCUCAUUAAAGAUCGAUAUUUUUUUAUGAUAUGUUGCUAUUUUUUAAAACCUCUUUGAUGUAUCAGGCGUAUGAAAAAGGGUUAAAACCAAAAGGAACGAUCAAUCCGUGCGGCUACAGAACCGUCAGUAACCUGGAAGAUGAACUGACAAAGCGACGAAAGAAAUUGGCUGCCAUGUUAGGUAACGUCCGUGCUGCAUUUAGUUCAUUAUUGGAUUUGCAUAAUUGUCAUUCAAUAUCUACGUUCACCAUAAACACUGCAUAAUAUCCCUAUGGAAGGUACUCAAAUACUCUCUUUGGAAUUUGGAUAGUGUUGCAUUUUGCCUGCCAAACAGCUAAAGGGCGCAAUACACACCUCAGGCUCAGCAGCGAUUCCCAAUCACGCAUAUUUCCCUAGCAAUUAACUUUCAUUAAUAUAAAACCACAUCCAUUCGGUUGAUAUCAGGCAUGAUUUUUUCGGUCAGCAUCGAGAUUUCGAAAUCACUUGAUCUCUGAGCUGAUUUCAAUUGUGACAUGGAAAGUAGAUAGUGUAUUGAUUUGUACUAUGUUCCAUAGGAGUUGCUCACCAAGAUUCGCCAGAGAAAUUUCCCAAACACAUAUUUGGUGUCGUUCAUGAGAAAUUAAGAUCUUACUUCAUCCACGCUGAUAGCGACGAGGAAAAAUUGGAAUGGGUUGAGAUGUUUCGGCUUUGUUGUGCUUGUGUAAAAGGUACUGGGUUGGAUGACCAAACAUUAGCUUGUUUUAUAUAAUUAUUAAUAACUAUAAGAAUUCAAGCGCUUUCAUUGGUCGAGAGCCAUGAUCUAUUAGAGGGCAGACGCACGGAAUUACGUCACACAAAACUCUUUGUUCUGUGCUGCAGUUAAUCACAACACAGAACGUGACUUCAGGUAGCCAAUAGCAUUCCCUUAUCUGUAUAGAUAAUGUGCGCGUGAUAUUUGUAAAAUUUGAACUUUUUCAAAUUUCCAAAUGUUUGGGUGGAUAAAAUGCAAGCUAUUUAUUUCAUUUGGUGUUUUCUUUUUAUUGAAAAGCCAAUGGUAGUGUCACUUAAGAAAGGAGAAAUAUUUCAACCUUGCAUGCAAUGAUAGUAUAGCCAGCUGAGUAGGCAACUAUUAGUAUAGUACUAUUACUAGGAUUAGGCCACCCCCCUCCCUCCCCCCUACUUGCAGACAACCUUCAGUUUCGAACAUAGAGCUCAGAGUUGAAUGCUAAUGGCGGGAAAUUUGACCAUGCAAUAGAAAUCCUUGAAAUGAAGAUUUCUGAAGUGUUCAGUUUGCUGUUGCUUCGCCCUAUACUGUACUGUAGUCUGCCGCAUACUGAGAUUAUGAUAGUACUAGCGUACAAAUUUCCCAAACCAAGCACGAAAGGGCAUAUGCGUUCAGUAUCAUGAAAAUUAUUUGGGAGCUAUUCAGUAGUACCACUAAUCCAUGCUGUAUUCUAUAAACUUACCCUUUGCUAUCACUCUUCACUCCUAGGGUUUAACAUCGUUGAUCCAAUCUGCCAGACAACGUUCAACAAGGCCAUUUCGAAGACUUUGACAGCGUACGCUAACCCAGAAUAUCACAACUACAGGGGCCCUGAAGAAAAGGUUAAAAUAUGUAACUUUAAACUUUGGUUCGAUCUUGUUGACCAUGGAAAUAAUUUUGCUAGAAGACCUAAUGCAGGGCUCGAAAUAGCGGGCUGCCAAUGGCCGAAAGCAGGCCACAUUUUAGAAAUGGCGGGCUAAAACAAAUUUGAACUGCCAAGUAAAAAAAAAUGGCAGGUGAAAUUCUAUAGAUAUAUUUCAUUUCAUUUGCUUACCACAACUCAUUUUGUUGACUAAAUACGUUUAUAUUUGAAUUGUGAAUCCAAGUUGAAUUGACAAGUUUAAAAAUAAUAAAAUUGCAUAUCAUGAAAACAUUGAUUUUUACAAUAUGACUCAUAUGAGACAUCGCUUUUUUGGCACUUCAAUGAAUAAUGGCAGGCUAAAAUUUAUUUCACCUGGCUGCCAAAAAAAUUUAGACUGGCAGGCCAUAUUUUUUCUCUACUUCGAGCCGUGCUUAAUGCUAUAAUUAUAAUUGCAUUUCAGGUGAUCUGUGAUGUGGUCACAGCUGAGAUUGAUUGCAGAUUCAUGGUUGAAGUAUGUGGAAAUGUAAAAGGAAACUUUGCUGCAAAGAUGAAAAUCAGAGAUCAAGUAUGUUG